Rotaria socialis is the source of this 1629-nucleotide messenger RNA. The record is from the annotation of a GenBank genome assembly. NCBI's taxonomy places the organism in Eukaryota, Metazoa, Rotifera, Eurotatoria, Philodinida, Philodinidae.
AUGUCAGACAGUGAAGAAUAUGCAUCUGCUAAACGAUAUAAACGAGACGAAACAACAAGUGAUCUUGAAACAUCACCGAUAUUGAUCGAUUCAGAUCCAGACAAUUCUAUUCUCGACACAAAAAUUUUUAAUGAUCCGAUUCAUGGUUCAAUUGAAUUACAUUGGCUACUCGUCAAGCUAAUUGAUACGCCCGAGUUUCAAAGGCUUCGACGUCUUAGACAACUUGGACUAGCAUAUUAUGUUUAUCCCGGUGCUUGCCACCAAAGAUUUGAACAUUCUAUUGGAACAUGUUACCUUGCUGGUGAACUAUUGACACAUCUUUGCCACAAACAACCGGAAUUAAAUAUAACACCGAAAGAUAUUUUGUGUGUUCAAAUGGCUGCUCUUUGCCAUGAUCUUGGCCAUGGGCCAUUUUCGCAUACAUUCGAAGAUGUUAUUGCAAUACUCCGACCAGAGUUGCAUUGGAAACAUGAACAUGCGUCAGUUCAAAUGUUUGAUCAUUUAAUUGAAAGAAAUCGUUUGCUGCCAUUUUUUCAACAAGUUGGACUAAAAGACAUCGAUAUUACAUUUGUUAAAGAACUCAUUCACAGUGAAAUCAAUGGACAAGACAAUACUCAGGUUUGGCCGUACAAAGGACGAGAUAUCAGCAAAUCAUUUCUUUACGAGAUCGUAUCGAACAGAUUAACUGGUAUUGAUGUCGAUAAAUUUGAUUAUUUUGCGCGUGAUUCAUAUUAUUUGGGAACAAAAAUUUCAUUCGAACAUAUGCGUUUUAUUAAAUUCUAUCGCGUUAUCAAAGUCGAUGAUGGUAAACGUCAUUUGUGUUUGCGUGAUAAAGAAGUUAAAGCAUGUUAUGAAAUUUAUCGAAUUCGCGACGAUCUCCACCGCCGUGCUUAUCAACAUCCAGUCGCUAAAGGAAUUGAAUUGAUGCUUCGAGAAGCAUUGAUCGCGGCGAAUGAUUAUUUAUUCUUUUGCAAUGCAGCAGGACGAUGCGAUACUCGCCUGGCGCAUAUUAUCGAUGAUAUGUAUACAUUUAGUCAAGCUGAUGAUCAUCUCGUCACAUUAAUAAAACAUUCGUAUCAUCCGAAUAUGGACAAAGCAAAAGAAAUCCUUGAAAAAAUUGAACGUCGAGAAAUUUAUCGUUAUAUCGGAAAUACGCAAAUAAAAUUCACUGCAGAUUUUCAAAAGAAAGAAUGUCAAAAUGCUUGUCAUGAUAUUAUAAAAUAUUGUCAUUUCGACGAGAGUCAAUCGCAUAUUACAGAAAAUGAUCUCGUUAUACAGACAGUUGACUUAACGUGUGGUGAUCGUGGCAAAGAUCCGAUUCAAAACAUGUGGUUUUAUACAAAAAUAACUCCGAAUAAAGCAACGAAAAUAUCAAAAGAACAGGUAUCAGCAUUUUUACCGCAAACAUUUCGUGAACAAGAUCUUCGUCUUUAUUGUAAAAUGCGUGAUCCAACUGUUUGUUCAAUUGUCCGAUGUGCUUUUAAAGAAUUUUGUAUUGCAAAAGGCUACGCCGUACCCAAGGGUAGUGACCUUUGGAUGACAAUAUCACCGAUUAGUGAGCAACGACAUACACCCUCUGCUGGUAUUGCUACACAAAGUUCUACUUUCAAACGGUCCACUACAUUAUAA